AUGCACACCCUUUCCCUCCUCACCCUUGGGGCCCUCAGCCCUCUGCUGGCCUCCGCAGCCGACUGCACCCGUGAGUUCCUCCAAACCAGCGCCGACAGCCUGAUCGCCGCCCAAAAAGCCGGCAACCCCGCGCUCCUCACCCCCGUCUCCGACACCAUCACCUACCGCGAGAACUACGCCGCCGCCCAGCUCCCCUCGGGCAUCCUCACCAAGGCCCUCCCCAUCGACCACAGCCGGCACAGCCUCGACACGACCCAAUGCGCCACCUACACGGAGCUGAUCUCCGCCACCGGCCCCACCCCCUACGUCCUGGGCGUGCAGAUGUACUUUGCCGACGGCGCCGUGUCCAAGAUCGACACCCUCGUCACCACCACAGGGGAUUGGUUGUUUAAUGCCACCGGCACCCUCCACUGGGCUAGCCAGGAAAAGUGGGAUACUAUCCCGGAGGCGGACCGCGACUCGAGGGAGGUGAUUCAGGCCGCGGCGGAUGCGUACUGUGAUAUUUUUAGUGAUAAGAGCGUGGUUGUGCCGUGGGGGUAUCCCUGUGCGCGGUUGGAGGGGGGCAUGUAUACGGGGAAUGGAGGGCCGAAUGAUAAGUGCGAUGUGGGCAUUCCGAGUGGUGUGAGUUUGACGGAUCGGCGCUAUGUCAUUGAUGAGACGGUCGGGGCCGUGUCGGUGUUUUUGAGCUUUGCCACCAUCCCGGAUAGUCAUGAGUUCCGGGUCGAGAAGGGGAAGCUGCGGUUUGUACAUACCCUGACGGUGAUGAGCGCGAGGGGGAAUGGGAAAAGUGCGGGUAGGAGGGGGCGUAGGGGGGUUAUGAGUCCUCCGGCGAAGUGA
Molecule: messenger RNA, 837 nt
Organism: Chaetomium globosum CBS 148.51
Lineage: Eukaryota; Fungi; Ascomycota; Sordariomycetes; Sordariales; Chaetomiaceae
Exons: 1
Coding region: 1-837 (278 amino acids)
Source: RefSeq, a predicted model, not a curated record